Messenger RNA from Vicia villosa (hairy vetch), 2073 nucleotides. RefSeq lists its product as uncharacterized. The coding region runs from base 317 to 1816 and encodes 499 amino acids. NCBI's taxonomy places the organism in Eukaryota, Viridiplantae, Streptophyta, Magnoliopsida, Fabales, Fabaceae. The record is from RefSeq and is a predicted model, not a curated record. The transcript has 8 exons.
GUACCUCUCUCUCACAAAGAAAACGAAGAAGGGUUUCUCGAAGGCAAACGAACGGCGCAUUGGAAAACGAAGAAGGGUUUCUUGCAGUUCUUGAAGGAACGGCGACGCAUUGGAAAACGAAGAAGGAAAAUGAAGAAGGAAAACGAAGAAGGGUUUCUCGAAGUUUCCCCUGUCUGAGUUCAUACUUCAUCACGAAAAGUUUCUUGAAGCUCUUCUUCUCAGUCUAAUUUCCUCCGUCUAAUUUCCAAUUGUUGGCUGGCCCUUCUUUCAUUGCAUUAAUACACGAGAAAUUUUGUAGAUUUCUGUGUAAGUUGAAAUGACAGGAGAAGGGUCAAAGAAGAAAGAACCAAUGAACAAGAAACCAGUUGUUGAUAGGUUUUGUCGGACACGACAUAUGCCACCUGGGGCUCUAGCUGUAAACACAUCUCGUUUUAAGCAUGACACAAGGAACAAAAGCACUACUUCUAGAAAGCGUCAAACAACGCAAGCACCACCACCGCCUCAAACAACCACAACACAUCCACCGCCUCAAACAACCACAGUAACACCACCGCCUCAUACAACCACAGCACCACCACCGCCUCAUUUAAAUGCAGCACCUCCAGCGCCUCGGACAACCGAAGUAGCGUCGCCGCCUCAAACAGCCGAAGCAGCACCACAAACUAUUGAGGAAUGCACAUUUGUUCCUACCCCAGGAGUGACACAACAUGUCUUGCAAGGUCCAGCUGUCCGUCAAACCACGGUAGCAGUGGAGGAUGAGGGGAGGGACCAAACAUUUUCUGGUGGGGAAGAGGAGGCCGCAGAACAAGCAUCUUAUGAUGGGCAAAGGCCGAUGAUUAGCAUUGGCCCGGGCGAUGGGUUAACUCCAAGCGGUGUUGUUGCUGAAGUUAUUAGAAAAGUUUUUAUAAAACUUUAUCGUGGAAAAUUCUUGCGGUAUAGUGAGCUUAAAGUAUACAAUAGAAGACAUGAGAGAGAGGCAUACUUUAACCUUUUUAAAUCUCUUGUUCAGUGGGAGUCGUGUGAUGAAAGAAAAAUGAAAAGUUUGUUUCAUAGAGCUUGUGGUAAAAGAAUAGCUGAUAUGUUUGGUAAGAUUAGGAAAAAGGGGACAAAGCCGGACUGGAUGGGUGAAAAGGUUUAUGCGUAUCUUCUUGACGGGUGGAAAAGCGAUGAAUUUAAAAAGACCUCUCAACAAAAUAAGACUAAUCGAGCAUCAACCAGAGGUGGGGCGGUCCAUACUACAGGACGUAAAGCUCAUCACGAUGUUGCUAAAGAAAUGGAGAAGAAGUUAGGCCGACCACCAAAUCCUGAUGAGCUAUUCAUGGCCACUCACAAAAAGAGGAAUGGGCAGUGGGUUGACCGUCGUGCAGAAAAAACACAUGAAGAUUAUGUGAAUCGUUUGACACAAGCCACACAAAAUGAUAAUAAUGUGGAUGGAUCAGAAAAGAUACAAUUAUGGAAAGAAGCUGCCGGCGGUAAGUCACGAGGCCGGUGUUAUGGAACUGGCCUAAUGGCGGUUAAUGUACAAUAUGGAGUGUCUUGCUUGACAGAAGUGACAGUUUCAAAACCGAAUAGAGAAGUGGAUAGCCAAGCCAUCGAGGCGGCUAAAGCUGAGGCUUGUAAAGCACGUGAAGAGGCUGCAUUAGCUAACGCACGUGCAGACAAAGCUAUAGCCGAGACAGCAGAUUUGAAAAGGCAAUUUGAAGAAUUUCAGAAACAGCUGUGGGCUUUGCAAUCGAGUCAGACAGGUCCUUCUCAUGGCCAUUACGAUGAUGAUAAUGAUUCAUUGGAUCUAGAGGAAAUGAGUGAUGGAUGUUGACUCAUAUACAUUGUCGUUUUCUUAGUUUUAUAACUUGUUCAACUUAUUGUGGAUUUUAACAAGUUUGAUAUUUUGUGUUGGUAUUUUGAUGUAACUAUUUAUGUAUCAAUACUGUGGAUUGAUGGGCACAAGUUAAGUGUAUUGUGUCAAUAUUUUGAUGUAUUGUGUCAAUACUGUGGAUGGGCACAAGUUUGGUGUAUUGUGUUAAUAUUUUGAUGUAUAACUUUGACAUCUAAAUUAAUGUAGCAACUUUGUUA